AUGGAAAGGUUAAGGUUAUGUAAUGACGUCACGUCUAAAAGGAAUCACACGUUGAAACCAAGGGUCGUGUUGCCAGAGAAUUAUGUUAAAGAAAUGCGACCUCCUUCUCGCAAAGGGGAUCCUGUUGUCGUUGAAUUCAGUAUCUACGUGGUUGACGUUAAUUCCAUAAACGUUGAGGACAUGGACUUCAGAGUGGAUAUGUUUAUACGACAAACUUGGAUCGAAAGCAGACUACAGUUACCAGAGGAUAUUUUUGAGGAAGGUGACGAUCAUGUCACUCUGCCUCCAGAAUUCUUCAACAAUCUUUGGCAUCCAGACCCUUACUUCCUAAACUCCAAAGUAACGGAGAUAGCCGAAUUGACUCAUAAAUUUUCGUCAGUGACCUUAUAUCGAAACCAGACAGUGAGGUAUGCGGCCAGAAUGCACGCUAUCAUUGCUUGCCAGAUGGAAUUUCAACUUUAUCCCAUGGACAUACAAUCCUGUCCAAUUUACAUAGAAAGUUUUUCCUACAGCAAUCAGAAAGUGAGAUUCCGCUGGAGUGUUGCAGGUGUGACGAUCAAUCCAGAACUCAAGUUAUUACAAUACCAUAUCGGUGAACCACUGCGACUGGAAGAAACUAACGGUUACAUGAUCGAUAAAGAUGGUAACUAUUCUAGACUGGUGGUUUACUUCAGAUUCGAACGUCAAAUUGGUCAUCAUUUGAUUCAAACCUUUGCACCUUCUUCCCUUGUGGUGAUGUUGUCCUGGUUCAGCUUUUGGCUGGAUCUAGAUGCGAUACCCGGGCGAGUUACAUUGUUGGUUACUUGCAUGUUGACGCUUGUUACAAUGUUUACUGGAUUGAGAGCCGAUAUACCGCCAGUGGCAUAUGUAAAGGCAUUGGAUCUUUGGAUGGCGGGUUGUAUGAUGUUCGUUUUCGCUGCUUUAGGAGAGUUCGUGGUUGUAAAAGUGUUAGACAAACAAUAUCAAAUGAACAAAACAAAGGCUCAAGAAUCGAUGCCCAGAAUAAUUCCUGUGCGGCUUAAUGGCGAAAAGGGAUCUUGUGGUACUGUUGCUGCUUGGGAGGGAAGUGGGGUUCGAUGUAGGAAAGUGGACCUGACCUCUCCUACGUCACCUCCGGCAACUACCCCGGCAACACACCAAGUACCAGGAGCUACUGCUCAUCUGGUGGGAGUUGAAAGACGCCAAAGUAUAUUACAGGUGGCGUGGCUAGACGCGGACACCGGACAAGAAAGAGUUUUAUGGCGAGAAAUUGACAAGCUUUCGCGGGUUGUAUUCCCGGCAUUAUUCUUAUUAUUUGUUACAAUGUACUGGCCAGUCCUGUUAUUGAAAACUAAGGCAUCUUUAAUAAGAUAUGAAUGUAUUGUAUAUAAAAUGUAG
Messenger RNA from Danaus chrysippus (African queen), 1377 nucleotides. The record is from the annotation of a GenBank genome assembly. NCBI's taxonomy places the organism in Eukaryota, Metazoa, Arthropoda, Insecta, Lepidoptera, Nymphalidae.